GUCGUAACUUAUUCAUAACUAUGGUCGACGGCAUUUGCUCGAACUUGUCGGGAGUUUGGCCGAACAACAAUAACACCGCCGGAGCACUGCAGAGUCGCAGCCUGGGGAAGGAAACGCGAAAAAUCUGGCAGACAUGGCCGAGGCUCGGCCCGAGGACGACGAGGAGAGUAUGAGGAGGGACGUCAGGGAACAAGUGGUCCGACGACAGUCCAACGGCAACGAAGGUCGCCCUGGUAGGAGGAAGCCUGAAAAUCGUCUCAGCCAAGGUCCACUUUGGUCCCUCAGAGCAGCCAUCAAAAGAACCACCAGCAGGUCCAGUUUCUCUGACACUCCACGAGACAGAAACCGGGACGAAGACCCCAGGGUCUUGAUUGCAAGGCGACCAGACAUCACCAUCCUCUCGGCCGAGUCGCUCCCCUCCCCUUCUUGGUUAGCCAGAACGCCCGGCGCCUUCCCGCCCCCUCCUCCUCCGGCCGCACAAAUCUGGGGACCCACAAUCCCGCCGUCCAUACAGCCUCCUCCGUCCUAUGAUGAGGUGAUAAGGGAGAAGACGCAGGAGCUGGCUGUGCAAACAUCUCCAUCGCCGCCAUCGUCAUUAUCGCCGUCCCAUCCGGCUUAUCGAACGACCAUCGCCACUCAGACGGACACUGGAUCCUCUCCUGGCGCUCCAGUGAAACAUGUCAAACCGCAGCGUCCGCCCGGCCCCGCCGCUCCGUCUCAAGCCAACGCUGAAAUCGGCUCACCUUUGACCGCACCUUCUGACAACGGUCGAUCGGAACAGCCCCCGUGUGCCACGCCCCUUCCCAACGAGGCAGAGCGCCCCAGGUCCCGCCCCCGAGCUAAGCCCGCCGUGACCUCGAUCAGCAACGAGGUCAAGGUUCAGACUUUGGUGAAACUGCGAGAGGACGGCUUGGCAACGCUUGCCGCCCGCGCUCGCUGUGACAUCAGCAAACAGGACGCGAGUCAGGGUAAAUACCUCCAAGAGCUCCUGGAGGCCUUCAGCUCCGACGACUGGGGUCUUCCGGAGGAGCGAGGUGACGACAGUGGUCUCAGCCAAUCGGACGAGGAGGACGACGACAUCAUGGCUGCCAUGAAGGCGAGGAUCCAGGCCUUUGAGCAGCAGCAGAAGGAGGCGACGCCCGAGGGGAACCGUGGCGCCUCAGACAUCAACGAAGAAGUGGUCGCCAAGAAACCCGAACCCCGGCCGCGCCCUCGUCUCCAAGGGCAACCUGCCAAAGUGCUCCCCCCUACAGUUGCGCCUAAACCCAAAAGCCUCCACAAAUCCGCUUCGGUGGACUCUGCUGAACCCACCCCCGAAGUCCCGAAUUCCAAACCACGGCCAAUUACAGAGCCCCUUCCGACUCGCACCACCUCCCCCUCCCCUUGCACUACACCUGUGCCAGCCCCCAGGCUCCCUCCACCCAAAGCCACGCCCUCCCCCAAUGAGACCCCAUCCACAAAAUCUGCAUCCAGACCACCGAUCGCUCCACGAACAAGUGUGUCUUAUGAGAAGGUACCUGCCGACAAACAUGUGGCCCCAACCCGCCCCCCCAGACCUUCCACAGAGGUCAGCGGGGGGUCACAAACUCAGGACACCGUUAACCUGCCGGCUAGGUCUUCUUCUCUUAAAGGUUCCUCCCUGGAAACAAAUCCGGUUCCCUGCAAGGCUCCGGCGCUCCACGCCAAACUGUCGCUGCCUAGCCUAAAGAAGGCUGAAAGUAUUUGCGAUCCUCCGCUCCCCCCACGGCCUUCAAAUGUGAAGCAACUCCCCCCCAGACCUCCGUCCAUCAAAUCCGUCCCCGCCCGUCCACCGCCUCCCGCCGUCAUCCCGUCGGCGAACAAACCUCAGCCGCAGGCGCCGUCUUCCUUCGUGGGAGCCAAUCACAGAGCGUCCAAACGAGGGCCGCCUCUGCCCCCUCGCCCCAGGCCCGGACAUCUGCUCUUUCCCACUUGCAUGAAACAACAAGUCCUCAUCAUCCUGGAUGACCUGCCGCCGGAGGCUCCGCCUUCCCUCGUCGCGCCGCUUCACAGCACAUCCGAAUGUCUCAUAGACCUGGACGUACUGCCCCCGGAACCAUCCUUGCAGACUCGGUUGCCGCCGUCCAUGCAGGAACAUCCUGAGCCAUUUCCUGUCAGCAGCCCUCGUUACGUCGCUUUGUUCGACUUUGAGGGGGCGGAUGCCAACGAGCUCACCUUCUCCCAGGGGGACGCCAUUGAGCUCCUGGAGAUAGUUGAUCAACAGUGGGGCCGCGGCCAGCUUGACGGACGCGUCGGACUCUUCCCGGUUAGCUUUACCCGAGUCACCGAGGGCCUCCCGCCGGAAAGUCCUGUGGCAACAAUGCCCUUAAAAGCAGCAGAGGUGGAGGAGUGGGCAGUGGCGUUAUUUGACUUUCCUGGUCAGACCGCAGAAGAUCUCCCCUUCCACAAGGGGGCGUAUAUCCAAGUAACUGAACAUGUGGACGCUGAAUGGAGAAGAGGGCGACUGGACGGGAGGGAGGGGCUUUACCCCGCAGCUUUCACGCAGACCUGCCAAGCUCCGCCAAUCACAAGCCAGAAAGCCGCAGCGAAGGUCACCGCCAAAGCUUUAUUUGCCUUCACUGCCGAGAAAGAGGACGAGCUGACAGUAAAGCCUGGCGACAUCAUCACGCAGGUGGAAUGUGCCGACGAGCAAUGGAUUGAGGGAGUUGUCGGCGGUAAGCGUGGAAUCGUGCCCAAAAAUUACAUUGAGCUUCUUUGACGAGGACAAUCUGCCGACGGGAUGUUUCGGGGCUUCGCGGUGGAGGUGAGGACAACAAUAUUCCAGUCUACAUUGAUUGACAAGCGGCAAAUGGAGAGGCCUUGGCCUCCUCUGCUCCCUCCCCCAUCCUGUUCAAUACUGGACUCUUUUGGUUCCUUGUUUUAGUCAUAACACAUUUGUUUGAAUACUGAAUAACACAACUAACCAAUAUUGUCGGAUAUUUCCUGGUUGAGUGCAUGUUGACACACGAGCAAGAGUAUAUGUGGAAUGGAGCGUUUUAAAGUCUUUUUUUUUUUUUUCCCAGAACAAUGUUAUGCUUCUUGGGCAAAAUUACAUGAAUGUAAUCACAACAAACAUUCCAACUUUUAAAUCUGAAUAAAACUUUGCAUAAUUCCUCUAA
Molecule: messenger RNA, 3137 nt
Organism: Syngnathus acus (greater pipefish)
Lineage: Eukaryota; Metazoa; Chordata; Actinopteri; Syngnathiformes; Syngnathidae
Product: SH3 domain-containing protein 19-like
Exons: 17
Coding region: 134-2737 (867 amino acids)
Biological process (GO): protein transport to vacuole involved in ubiquitin-dependent protein catabolic process via the multivesicular body sorting pathway
Cellular component (GO): ESCRT-0 complex
Molecular function (GO): protein binding
Source: RefSeq, a predicted model, not a curated record